This is a messenger RNA of Pedinophyceae sp. YPF-701, 1293 nucleotides long. The record is from the annotation of a GenBank genome assembly. NCBI's taxonomy places the organism in Eukaryota, Viridiplantae, Chlorophyta, Pedinophyceae.
AUGCACCGAGGAGCGCUGCAUCACGGUGGCGGUCGGGUCCAGGCGACGCAGGGAGGCCAACCGCACGGAGAGCUUUGCAGGGCGCCGUUUGCUCGGCCGCGCGGUCGGCUGGCGCAUCGAGGCCAGCGGACCGUACGGGCGCAGGCAGCGUCGUCCGAGAAGGUCUCCAAGGGCAUCAACCUCCUCGAGUGGGGUGGGAAGCUCGUUCCUCAGGGCGUGCUGGUGAAGGGCGUGAAGGCGGGAUGGAGGCAGGCGUGGGUGAUCAUGAUGACUGAGCUUGCCCCGCAAGGCAAGGACGGCGCCUACCAGCGGCCCAAGCAGAGCUUCACCGGCUUCAUUUCCACCGCCCCUGGUGCCGAAUUCCCUUUCGAGUCCAAGCGCUACCGCCUGUACGUCGGCAACGCGUGCCCUUGGUGCCACCGCGUGCUCCUCGCGCUGGCCGUCACGGGCCUCGCGGCCCACAUCGACGUGACCUUCUGCGUCGACGACGCCGAGCGCGCCAGCCGCGGCGGCUGGGUCUUCGACGAGCCCGAGCCGAUCUUCGGCGCGAAGGACCUCCGCGAGGUCUACGACGGCCUGAGCCCAGGCUUCAGCGGCCGCUGCACAGCCCCGUUCCUCGUUGACCAGGUCGCGAGGCGGCCCGUCACGGACAACAGCGGCGACAUGAUGCUCAUGUUCAGCGCGCUGUCUGCACAGCGGGUCGCCCCGGACCUGCCGGGGGUCGACCUCCGCCCGCCCCACCUGGUCGCGCUCAUCGACGAGACGGACGAGUGGGUGUACAACGACGUCAACAACGCGGUGUACCAGUCGGGCUUCUCCACGACGCAACAGGCGUACGACGCCGCGCAGGCCCGGCUCUGGCCGGCGCUGGACCGCGUCGAGGCGCUGCUGCAGAAGCAGGACUUUCUCUGCGGCGACGUCGUGACCGACGCGGACGUGCGGCUGUUCCCGACCGCCGCGCGCUUCGACGCUGCGUACAACGGAAUCUUCAAGUGCUGCAAACGGCGCAUCGGGUCGCACUACCCGGCCAUCCAGGCGUGGAUGCGGCGCAUGUACGGCCUCGCCGCGCCCCCCGGCUGUCCGCUGCAGUCGUGGCAGACGUUCGACGUCGAGGCGGCGGUGAGGAGCUACUACGGGCAGCUGUUCCCGCUCAACGCCGGCGGGAUCGUGCCGCAGAGCCCGAGCAUGGCGGACGUGCUGGGUCUGGACGGGGACGAGGAGCUGGAGCGCCUGAAGGGCAGCGUGGGGGGCGGGGUGUACAGCUACGCGGAGGGUGCCGGCGUUCCGAGCUAG